Kluyveromyces marxianus DMKU3-1042 is the source of this 2871-nucleotide messenger RNA. It is a transcript of the gene SEC21, whose product is annotated as coatomer subunit gamma. Lineage: Eukaryota; Fungi; Ascomycota; Saccharomycetes; Saccharomycetales; Saccharomycetaceae. Gene Ontology annotation, molecular function: structural molecule activity. Bases 1 to 2871 code for a protein of 956 amino acids. The record is from RefSeq and is a predicted model, not a curated record. The transcript has a single exon. Gene Ontology annotation, biological process: intracellular protein transport; endoplasmic reticulum to Golgi vesicle-mediated transport; intra-Golgi vesicle-mediated transport. Gene Ontology annotation, cellular component: Golgi membrane; endoplasmic reticulum-Golgi intermediate compartment; endoplasmic reticulum.
AUGUCUACUCAUACCUAUAAGAAGUCUGAGGACCCACAUAGUGGGUCGCUACCAGAUAAAAUGGCUAUUUACCAGGACUGUUUGAACAGGUUCAACGAAUCGCCAGUGAACCCGAAAUUGUGCCGUACUCUGAUCACUAGUUUGCUCGAGUUGUUGUCGCAUGGAGAGACUUUCCCAAGGCAGGAAGCGACGGCGUUGUUCUUUUCGAUUUCGAAAUUGUUCCAGCACCCCAAUGACUCGCUUAGACAGAUUGUUUACGUGGCAAUCAAGGAAUUGUGCGGGAUCUCUGACGAUAUUUUAAUGGCUACGUCUUCGAUCAUGAAGGAUGUUCAAAACGGGUCAGAUUUGGUGAAACCCAAUGCUAUCAGGGCAUUGAUCCGUGUGCUAGACGAGUCUACUGCGUUUUCUGCUGAAAGAUUGUUGAAGAACUCGCUUGUGAGCAAGAACCCAUCUGUUUGUUCUGCGUCGCUUGUUAGUUCGUACCAUUUGCUACCGAUUGCAGAGGCGACGGUGAAGCGUUUUGCCAACGAGACACAGGAGGCUGUGGGCGACUUGAAGCAGUUGCCAUUUUCGGAUGAGAAUAGCAGGUACUAUCCAACGCCAUCGCACAUUUCGCAGUACCACGCGUUGGGGUUAUUGUACCGGUUGAAGAACCACGAUAAGAUGGCGUUGAUCAAGUUGAUCCAGCAGUUUUCGGGCCACAGCUCGCCAUUGAAGAACGCGUUGGCUCAGGUCCAGAUGGUAAAGAUUGUGCACAAUUUGGUCUUGAAGGACCCUCACUUGAUUCCUCAGUUCUUGCCGCUUGCUGCUAACUGGUUGCAGAACAGACACGAGGCUGUUGCCUUGGAAGCGUGUAAGCUUGUGACGUCGCUAUCGAACCUGGUGCCCAACGAGCUAUACGUUGGAGCGAUCUCCGUGUUGCAAGGGUUCCUAUCGACGCCUCGCGUCGCCACGAGGUUUGCUGCUGUGCGUUUGUUGAACAGAAUCUCGAUGGUCUCGCCCGAGAAGAUUGUUGUUUGCAAUCCAGAGCUCGAAUCCUUGGUCAACGACAGCAACAGAAACAUUUCUACAUACACGAUAACCACGUUGUUGAAGACUGGUACCGACAAGAACAUCGGCUCGUUGAUCAAGACCAUUACGAAGUUUAUCCACGAGGUCAACGACGACUUCAAAGUUAUCAUCAUCGAGGCUAUCAGAACGCUAUCGUUGAAGUUCCCUGAAGAAUGCGACACGAUCUUGCACUUUUUGAUCGAGUCCUUGCAAUCUGCUGAGGGAAGCUUACAGUUCAAGAACAGCAUCGUGGAGGCUUUGAUCGAUUUGAUCCAGUUUGUGCCUCAAUCCAAGGAGAAGGCUUUGGAAGAGCUUUGCGAUUUCAUCGAGGAUUGUGAGUUCAACGAGAUUCUAGUGAGAGUGUUACAUCUUUUGGGUAAAGAGGGUCCAACCACGAAGAACCCAUCGUUGUACGUGAGACACAUUUACAACAGAGUCAUUUUGGAAAACUCGGUGAUCAGAUCUGCCGCUGUGGUUGCGCUUUCCAAGUUUGCCCUAGUGAAGAACGACCCGGAGUUGGUCCAUAGUAUCGAGCAGCUAUUGGUACAAAUCAAGACCGAUCCUGACGACGAGGUGAGAGACAGAGCAUCUAUUGCGUUGGAAUUCAUCGAGUCCGUCAAGGCCAAGAGCGACGUGGCUCCAAUUGCACAAAACUUUAUCAGACCCUCGACCACAUACGACGUGGCCAGUCUCGAGAACAAGCUUUCGCAGUACUUGUCCCAGGGCCAAGAGGCUUUCCAAGAAGCGUUCGACCCAUCCUCGGUGGCCAAGUACUCUGAGGACGAGUUGAAGGCCUUGAACUUGAAGCGCAGACAAGAGCAAUCGUUGCACCAAGACGGCGAGGGAGGAGCAUCUGCUGCUACCGCAGGCACCACUGGCAGCGGCGCUGGCCACGGGGCCAAGAAGUCCCAUGGCAUCGACUCCUCCACUGGUGACCAUCAUGCUGGAGACGCCGCUACAGACUUCUUUGCCGAUGACGAAGAACAAUCGCAACAGCUCUCGCACUUCGUCACCGAGAUGCUCGAGUUGGAACAAUUCCAAUCCUUCGGCAAGUGCUUGCACUCGUCCAAGAUCGUCCCGCUCACCGAAAUCGAGGCCGAGUUCGUCGUCAAGGGUAUCAAACACUUGUUCAACGACCACGUCGUGCUCCAAUUCCACAUCACCAACACACUAAAGGACAUUGCCCUCGACAACGUCGAGGUAGCGUGCCAGCCCGAGGGACUUUCCGACGGCGCACUUGGCGACACCGAAGAGUUCGUCUUGCCCAUCGAAAGAUUGUUGCCCGACGAAAGCGAGUCGUGCUACGUGUGCUUUGCCAAGUCACACGAUUGUUCUCCUACCGACAUAAUCGUCGAGAGAUUCAGCAACUCGCUCAAGUUCCAGUCAAAGGAAUUGGACCCAUCCACAUCGCUACCCUUCGAAGACGACGAGGGCUUCGAGGACGAAUACGAAAUCGAUCCUUUGUUCCUAAGUCCCGGCGACUACAUGAAACCCUCUUUCGUGAGCGACUUCACAUCUACUUUCGAAGAACUUCCUCACGAGUCUGUCGCAGUCUACAACAUUGUUGAGUCCAACACUUUGCAAGAAGUCAUCGACAAGUUACUCAUCUCUACCGGGGGUCUACCCUUGGACAACUCCCGCAUUGUAUCGCACGACACUACGCAGCAUACGCUCAAGAUCUCGGGCAAGUCCAUUCUCGAUAAUUCCAAGGCACUACUUUCUAUAAAGAUGAUCAAGACAAGCAAGGGAAUUGCUCUAAAGGCCCAGGUCAAGUCCGACAACGAAACUCUAGCCGAGGACCUAGCGAACAAUUUGAUCUAG